GAAACGCGCGAGGAGCUGCGGCGCCGCCUGCUCGGCCUCAUCGAGGACAGCCGUGUGAUGAUUUUCAGCAAGAGCUACUGUCCCCACAGCACGCGGGUGAAAGAGCUCUUUUCUUCUUUGGGAGUCAACUAUAAUAUCUUGGAACUUGAUCAGAUCGAUGAUGGGGCCGGCAUUCAGGAGAUGCUAAUAGAGAUCACUAACCAGAAAACCGUGCCCAAUAUUUUUGUAAAUAAAGUACACGUGGGUGGAUGUGACCAAGCUUUCCAGGCGCAUCAGAGUGGCUUGUUGCAGAAGCUCCUCCAGGAGUACUUGGCCUACGACUAUGACCUCAUUGUCAUCGGGGGCGGUUCUGGCGGCCUCUCCUGUGCAAAGGAAGCUGCCAACUUGGGGAAGAAAGUCAUGGUGCUAGACUUCGUGGUCCCAUCACCGCGGGGCACAACCUGGGGCCUGGGCGGUACCUGUGUGAACGUGGGCUGCAUCCCUAAGAAGCUGAUGCAUCAGGCUGCCCUCCUAGGGCAGGCCUUGCAUGACUCUAGGAAGUUCGGCUGGGAGUACAGUCAGCUAGUGAAGCACAACUGGGAGACCAUGACAGAAGCAAUUCAGAACCACAUCGGCUCUCUGAAUUGGGGCUACAGGCUGUCCUUGAGAGAGAAAGGGGUGACCUACAUCAAUUCCUAUGGAGAAUUCGUGGGGCAGCAUAAAAUAAAGGCAACCAAUAGAAAAGGACAGGAAACUUUUUACACUGCUGCAAAAUUUGUCAUAGCGACAGGGGAAAGGCCACGGUAUUUAGGAAUCCCAGGAGAUAAAGAAUACUGUGUUACCAGCGAUGAUCUUUUUUCUCUGCCGUACUGCCCUGGGAAAACAUUAGUAGUGGGCGCGUCUUAUGUGGCCCUGGAAUGCUCAGGGUUUCUCACGGGCUUUGGCUUAGAUAUCACGGUAAUGGUGCGCUCUGUCCUUCUUCGUGGCUUUGAUCAAGAGAUGGCCGAGAAAGUGGGUUCCUACAUGGAACAGCAUGGUGUCAAGUUCUUAAGAAAAUUUAUACCUGUGAUGAUUCAACAGUUGGAGAAAGGUUCUCCUGGGAAGCUGAAGGUAUCCGCUAAAUCCACGGAGGGAGCAGAAACGAUUGAAGAUGUGUAUAACACAGUUUUGUUAGCAGUUGGUCGUGACUCCUGUACGAGGAACAUAGGCUUGGAGAAGAUUGGUGUCAGCAUCAGUGAGAGGAAUGGCAAAAUACCAGUCAAUGAUGUGGAGCAGACCAAUGUCCCCCAUGUCUAUGCUAUUGGGGACAUUUUGGAGGGCAAGCCAGAGCUCACUCCAGUCGCCAUACAGGCAGGCAAGCUACUAGCUCGCCGACUCUUUGGGGCCUCUUUAGAGAAGUGUGAUUAUAUUAAUGUUCCAACCAUAGUUUUUACCCCUCUGGAAUAUGGUUGCUGUGGAUUAUCUGAAGAGAAAGCUAUUGAAGUCUAUAAAAAAGAGAAUCUGGAAGUGUAUCACACCUUGUUCUGGCCACUUGAAUGGAUGGUGGCUGGCAGAGACAACAACACUUGCUGCGCAAAGAUCAUCUGCAACAAGCUCGACAGCGAUCGUGUGUUAGGGUUUCAUGUUCUUGGACCAAAUGCUGGCGAGAUCACCCAAGGGUUUGCAGCAGCAAUGAAAUGUGGGCUCACAAAACAGCUGCUCGAUGACACUGUUGGAAUCCACCCUACGUGUGGAGAGGUGUUCACAACCCUGGAAAUUACCAAGUCAUCGGGACUGGACAUCACCCAGAAGGGCUGCUGAGGCUAGCAUGCUGCUGCCAUGUUUCCUUGGACGCUUUUCAUUUCUUCCAGAGAAACAGGCAGAGAUGAGAAGGUGACAAGGACACAGCAGCAGCAGGCCGCUGUAGGAACUCUGGCUGACAUGGCAGCAGGUAGACUGCGUUCUUGACGCCCGGGCUCGGAACCCUAGUGGGGAGCCCGGGCUGACUCCAGUGCAUCAGACCUGAGCAUCCCGUCGAGACCUCAGAUGGCACCAAUGCCCAAAUGACCCUUCCUGGUUGGUGUUUUUAUUCCCUCACUUUGUUUCUGUGAAGAUAUUUUUUUCUAUGAACCUGGCUAAAAAGGCAAUUUCCAGCACGGGCCUGGUACACACGCUUAGGGCAGAGGUGUCGGGCUGGGUGCUUGUGUGUCUGGAGCAUUCGUGCAGAGUCCACUAGCAGGAGAAUGUGCACGCAGCACGGGUUUCAGCCAACUGCUCUGUCCUUUAAGGCACAUAUUAAUCUGGUGCCAAAAUCUUGGAUAAGGCAUCGGCAUUCCAUGGUGGAUAACCUUGGGGACACUCACACAACUCCAGGCUGACGGAACAUCAAACAGAAGAAAAAUACUUGAAUCCCUUUUUCAUGUUGAUCUUAAAAAUAAUAUUAAAAUGUUUUCAGUAUUGUUUUAUGUGAAAUACAAUUUCAAACUGUUGGAAAUGAUUCAGUUGCAGUCUAUAUAGUGAUAAUUGAGAACAUAAAUAAACAGUGG
Molecule: messenger RNA, 2504 nt
Organism: Fukomys damarensis (Damara mole-rat)
Lineage: Eukaryota; Metazoa; Chordata; Mammalia; Rodentia; Bathyergidae
Gene: Txnrd3
Product: thioredoxin reductase 3
Exons: 16
Biological process (GO): glutathione metabolic process; cell redox homeostasis; cellular response to oxidative stress
Cellular component (GO): mitochondrion; cytosol
Molecular function (GO): thioredoxin-disulfide reductase (NADPH) activity; flavin adenine dinucleotide binding; glutathione-disulfide reductase (NADPH) activity
Source: RefSeq, a predicted model, not a curated record